Messenger RNA from Panicum virgatum (switchgrass), 1206 nucleotides. RefSeq names its product very-long-chain (3R)-3-hydroxyacyl-CoA dehydratase PASTICCINO 2A-like. Gene Ontology annotation, biological process: fatty acid elongation; sphingolipid biosynthetic process; very long-chain fatty acid biosynthetic process. The record is from RefSeq and is a predicted model, not a curated record. The transcript has 9 exons. Gene Ontology annotation, molecular function: 3-hydroxyacyl-CoA dehydratase activity. The coding region runs from base 132 to 722 and encodes 196 amino acids. Lineage: Eukaryota; Viridiplantae; Streptophyta; Magnoliopsida; Poales; Poaceae. Gene Ontology annotation, cellular component: endoplasmic reticulum membrane.
CUGCAACUCUUCAAUGGCGGCCGGCCGGUCGAUGGUUGGGCGGCUCUACCUCUCCGUGUACAACUGGGUUGCCUUCUAUGGAUGGGCCCAGGUUCUGUACUACGCAACGUUAGCAUUGUUGGCCAGUGGACAUGAGACUGUCUAUGAUGCUGUUGAGCAGCCACUGCUGUUCGCACAGACCGCUGCCUUACUGGAGGUUUUGUUUUCUCCUGAUGAUGAUGGUCUCACUGGUACUACAGAUUCUUCAUCCUAUUUUAGGGUUUGUGAGAUCCCCCGUCUCUGCAACUAUUCCACAACUUUCCGGGAGGUUGUUUGUUACAUGGGGCAUCUUGUGGAGCUUUGCUGAGACACAUUCCCACGUUCUCGUUACUUCCUUGGUCCUAAGCUGGUCUAUAACUGAGGUCAUAAGAUACUCUUUCUUUGGUUUGAAGGAAGCAUUUGGAAUUAUACCUUACUGGCACCUAUGGCUUAGGUACAGUACAUUUCUUGUGUUAUAUCCUAUCGGUCUUGUCAGUGAGCUUGGCUUAAUCUAUGCUGCCCUUCCUUUCAUGAAGGCAUCUGGAAAAUACUGUCUCAAGAUGCCUAACAAGUGGAAUUUCCCCUUCAGCUACUACUAUUUUUGUAUUAUUUUAUCCAUCCUCUACAUUCCAGGGUUUCCGUACUUGUUCCAUUAUAUGCUCACCCAAAGGAAGAAGGCCUUAUCAAAGGCAAAAGCUGCAUAAUACUUCAAAAGAGCUUCCUAGUUCUGGAGUAUCCAGUAACCUGAGAAUGGUGGCUCUUGUUUGCAACUUAAUCUUCAGUGGAAGUCUGCAGACUGGGGACUUGUUAGAAUACUACUCUUAUAUUAUUAUCUGUUGCCAACAGUGUUUGAUUGCGAACAGUGUUUCGGUGUAACAAGGAAAAAAGUUAAAUUUUCCAUGGAUAAAUUAAAAUAAAACCAGAUAAGGAUAAUGUUCCACAGAAGUUAAUUUUUUUAAUAGUUGUUUUUUAUCCUUUUGCAAAUGGAGCCACUUCCCCAGAAUAGAACCAAGAAGGGUACCAUCAUUUUUUUAGGUCAAGAUGCAGUCACUACUCAAACCUCAAAUGAGAAAGAAUGAUUAGGAAGGAGAGGUGGAACAGAUCAUUGGGGAAGGGGGUAAAUCGUCCUCACCGCCUCAAAUGCAUGACAAUUUUUUUUUUUGAAACGAACCGGCAGGAGAGCUGACC